GAACUUCUUGUCCGACGCUUAUUAAGCGUCCGUGUGGAAACAUGUCCUGAUCAUGCGGGGACUUUUAACGCGUUACGUUAAAGUAUCGACCACCGCACUGAAGCAGACAAAUAGACGCCGGUGCCUCUCGAACAGCUGUCGGCCCGACGAGCACCUCCGGAGCUUCAUAGCGGAGAACACAGAGGCAGCCGGAGGGGAGAGCCUGACUCCCGAGAUCAGACUGAGGCUCUUCACCCCGAAGUGCAGGUUCUGGCGAGAGAGACCGGAGCUGUGGCCUUUCGACGACCCGUACUGGGCCAUAUACUGGCCAGGGGGACAGGCCCUCACGAGGUUUCUCCUCGACAACCCUGGAGUGUGUCUGGGUAAGAGAGUACUGGAUGUGGGGAGCGGCUGUGGAGCCUCAGCCAUCGCUGCAAAGCUGUGCGGCGCCGCCCACGUUGUCGCUAACGACAUUGACACUGUUGCAGCCGUGGCAACCCACAUGAACUGCGAGCUGAACGGCCUGGAGCCUCCCAUUUGCGUGAUGGACAACAUGAUCGGUUCCGAGUCCGGAGGCUUUGACCUGAUCCUCCUCGGUGACAUGUUCUACGACGAGGCCCUUGCCACCAGCCUGCACAGCUGGCUCAACCGUUGCAUCGAAACCCACGGCGCCGACGUCCUCAUCGGAGAUCCCGGGAGGGCCCAGUUCGAGGGUCACGACAUCCGACGGCUCCUACGUCAGCUGGCUGAGUAUGAGCUGCCGGAGUCUGUCAGAGAGGAAAACUACGGUCUGACCUGCAGCAGUGUUUGGCGCUACCAUCCUGAACUCUGAAGACUGGAGAGGAUCUCCAUGUGGUUCCGUAAAUUAAGGUUAUUAAACAAAUGGACAUGUGCGAUUACAACAUCCUUGGUGGAGGCAUCAAACUUUAAAACGCACAGUUCUUCUUGUUUUAUUAGCUUUUAAUUUGGCUUGUGGAAUAAAAUAAUAGAUUGUGCAAGAAAAAAAACAUACAUACACAAACAAAACUUAAAAGCAGUGAGGCGCACAAUGGCAUGGUUGUCCAUGUCUCUGGCAUACAAAUGGUGUGUUGUGCUAAACAAAGAUGUUCCCUGUUCCUACUUCCUGUCCCAAAUGUUUUUUGAUCUGGGUGCCCUACACAGAACAUACACAGAUGAGCCUCUGAUUUACCAAUGUUGUAAGCUGAACGUGUUUGUACAGACGAUAGAUGGGAAAAUAAAAGACCUGAGAAAGUCA
Messenger RNA from Scophthalmus maximus (turbot), 1234 nucleotides. It is a transcript of the gene etfbkmt, whose product is annotated as electron transfer flavoprotein subunit beta lysine methyltransferase. Gene Ontology annotation, biological process: peptidyl-lysine trimethylation. The transcript is spliced from 3 exons. Gene Ontology annotation, cellular component: mitochondrial matrix. NCBI's taxonomy places the organism in Eukaryota, Metazoa, Chordata, Actinopteri, Pleuronectiformes, Scophthalmidae. Gene Ontology annotation, molecular function: protein-lysine N-methyltransferase activity. The record is from RefSeq and is a predicted model, not a curated record. Bases 53 to 811 code for a protein of 252 amino acids.